AGAUGGGUCUACGAGGAACUCGAGUUUUGAUCGUUUGAACGUUAAAAGGAAACCCAACUGACUGAUGAAUGAACGGAUGAUCCUAUACUUUCUUCUGGACGCCACGAACAGUAUUGAUUGGUACCUUACAAGCUAGCUUGCUGAUGCAGCGGAAGUGAAGGGAAUCCAAAUUAUCUUGAAGCCAUUCUAUGAUCUGUUCAAUUUCUAGCCAUCGGCAAAUAGUUUGAACUUCUUUAAGUUGUAUCCUUGUUUCAGGCUGCUAAAGAGUUCGUAACUUGUCUAAGAGAUGUGUAGUUGGUUGAAUUAUUGGAGGAUACCUCAAUAAAUUCUAUUGAGAAAGUGGAAGUGGUGCCAAAAAACUAUUGUGGGUUAGAAGAUGAAUGUGUUCAUCUGGGACAUGGAUGAGACACUUAUACUGUUAAAGUCGCUGUUGAAUAGUAAAUAUGCAGAGGGUUUUAAUGGUUCAAAGGACAUACAAAAGGGUAUAGAGAUUGGGAAAAUGUGGGAGGAACACAUUUUGCGGGUCUGUGAUGACUAUUUCUUUUAUGAAGAAAUUGAACAUUACAAUAAGCCAUGUCUUGAUGCAUUAAGUGAGUAUGAUGAUGGGAGGGACCUGUCUGGUUAUGACUUUGCCAAGGACGAAUUUAAUCCUCCUUAUGAUGAUCCUAACAGAAGGAAACUAGCAUAUCGGCAUCGUUUGAUAGCUGACAAGUACACACAGGGUUUGCAUAACGUUCUUGAUCAAGAGAUGAUAGAACGCUGGGAUGCUCUGUAUGAUAUGACUGAUAGUUACACGGAUAGAUGGCUCUCUUCAGCACGGACCUUCUUGGAACACUGUUCAGGAGAAAACAAUGGCUUGGCUCCUCAUGUUGCCUCAUCCAAUGUCUGUACUGGUACCGGAUACAAGAACAUUAAUGUUUUAGUCACUUCUGGAUCAUUAAUACCCACCCUUGUCAAGUGUUUGCUGUUUCGGCUGGAUGAUUUAUUUACACAUACAAAUGUCUACAGUUCAUGGGAAGUUGGAAAGCUCCAAUGCUUUUCAUGGAUCAAGGAGCGUUUUGGUGGACCAAAUGUCAGGUUCUGUGCGAUUGGGGAUGGAUGGGAAGAAUGUGAAGCUGCACAGACAAUGGCUUGGCCAUUCAUUAGAAUUGAUCCACAACCUGUGGGUUUCCACAGGUUCCCAGGUCUUACAAUGAAAACAGUCGGCCACUAUCUUGAUGUUGUGUAUGGUGUUCCAAAAGAUGAUGAGGAAUAAGUUGUAGUAACACCACCUCCAAGCUUUCAUCUUUUGGUGUUGUAUGUAUGAUUAGUUGUAUGUAAAUAUGCAUGAUUAUGUUGGGAUUACACAUUAGAGGUGCAUAGAACCAUCUCAGAACAGCAGAUUGUUGGCAUAAUUUACUAUAUGAUACCUUAACUCGGUGUAACGGUAAGGUUGUUCUAUUGUGAGCUAGUGGUCGUGGAUUUGAUUUGGAAGCAGCCUCUCUGCAAUGUAGGGGUAAGGCUAAAUAUCUUUUGAGAGAGGGAGAGAGAGUUAUUGUUCCAUUAUGUAAAUCCACAAACUGGGAAGGCAAAGGAAUACCAAAAAAUAAGCAUCUUGUUAAGCA
Molecule: messenger RNA, 1604 nt
Organism: Macadamia integrifolia
Lineage: Eukaryota; Viridiplantae; Streptophyta; Magnoliopsida; Proteales; Proteaceae
Product: eyes absent homolog
Exons: 7
Coding region: 377-1255 (292 amino acids)
Biological process (GO): positive regulation of DNA repair; cell differentiation; multicellular organism development
Cellular component (GO): nucleus
Molecular function (GO): protein tyrosine phosphatase activity
Source: RefSeq, a predicted model, not a curated record